Effrenium voratum is the source of this 1197-nucleotide messenger RNA. The record is from the annotation of a GenBank genome assembly. NCBI's taxonomy places the organism in Eukaryota, Dinophyceae, Suessiales, Symbiodiniaceae.
AUGAUGGACUGCGACCCAGGCAGUGCCAUUUUCGUCGCCUGCAGCUGCGUCUUCCACCGCGACUGCUUGGAAGAAUGGCGGGGACUCAAAGACAAGGAGAAGGUCGCCAAAGCGGAUGCGGCCACCGUCAGCAUCAAGUCCCAGAAGGAUGCGCUGGACAGGCUGUGCGCAGAGGCUGAGGAGCAGGCGGAGGAAGCGGAGAAGCAGGUGGCUUUCCAUCAGCUGACGGUUGAUCGCGCUGCGACCAAUGUGGAGCAAGCCAUGAAGAAGGCCCAGGCGACGGCGGACAGCGACGAGGAGCCCAGCGAGGCAGAGGAGGGCGAAGCGGAAGCGGAGGAGUCGGAUUCCUCUGUGGAGCUGGAUUCGGUGGACUACCGAAAUGAGGCGCGCUGGGGAGCACCAGAGGUCAGCAUAGGAGGGAUGUAUCACAACAAGCACACCAAGAAGAACUGGCACCCCAGCGUGCGCAUGAACCGGAAGCGGCCCAAGAAGUACUUGAAGCGAAUUGACGAGAAGUUGGAGGAGUUGAAGAAGGAAGGCAAGCGCCAGCUCAGCGAGGAGAUGUCACAAGCAGUGACCAAAUGGGAGAAGGCCUUGUUCGAGCAGAAGGAGGCGAAGCUGAUCCUGGACAAGGAGCAGGAGAACCUGAAGAAGCUGAAAGAGAAGUCUGAGAAGCUUGCGGGGGAGCUGGAGUGGACUGCCAACUACCUGGACGAGGAAAGGCAGAAGUUCACCUCGUUGCCUUUGCUGUGUCCGGUGUGCCAGAACGAGGUGGACGUGAAGGAGGAGAAGGUGCAGGUUGUGGAAAGUGAAGAAAAGGAGCCGGAAGUGGCGCCCGAGGAAGAAGAGGCGCGCAAGGCGGCGGAGUUGCGCCGGGCAGCUGCCGAGGAGGAGGAGAGGAGACAAAGGGCCGCCGCUGAGCUGGCCAAGGUGGAGGAGAAGAUGGUGCGCAUGCUAAAGGGCCGGCCCGAAGACACCGACGGCGACGGCGAUGAGCCCAGAGAGGAGAACACGGAGGCCGACCUCCAAGGUGGCUACCCCACGUCUCCCAGCCAAGCUGUGGAUGCAGGCGGCAAAGCCGAGCCCGGCGAGACGGCGGAGCCGGAGGCGGAUGCACCACGCAAGGAAGUGGACGACGAGCUUUUGACCACCAUCGAGUUGCUGAUGGAAGCAUACAGUGCUUCGGCUUGGUUUUGA